Messenger RNA from Phycodurus eques (leafy seadragon), 1171 nucleotides. It is a transcript of the gene uchl3, whose product is annotated as ubiquitin carboxyl-terminal esterase L3 (ubiquitin thiolesterase). Gene Ontology annotation, molecular function: cysteine-type deubiquitinase activity. The record is from RefSeq and is a predicted model, not a curated record. Gene Ontology annotation, cellular component: cytoplasm. The transcript is spliced from 9 exons. Lineage: Eukaryota; Metazoa; Chordata; Actinopteri; Syngnathiformes; Syngnathidae. Gene Ontology annotation, biological process: protein deubiquitination; ubiquitin-dependent protein catabolic process. Bases 97 to 795 code for a protein of 232 amino acids.
CCGACACGGAAGCGGAGCCCAGCUGUCAAACUCGCUGGUGAAAAUCGAGUUUCUUCUCUCGUUCUUGCAAGGAAACCAACCGAAUCUGUUUUCAAAAUGAGCUCCCAAUGCUGGUUGCCUCUGGAGUCUAAUCCAGAAGUCAUGACGAAGUUCGUCCGCUCUUUGGGAAUGAAGCAGAGCUGGCAGUUCGGGGACGUGUAUGGAUUGGAUCCUGAUAUGCUCGGGAUGGUGCCAAGACCUGUUUGUGCAGUGCUGCUCCUCUUCCCCAUCACAGAGAAGUACGAAGCCUUCAAGCAAGAAGAGGAAGAGAGGCUGAAGAGUCAGCAGCAGGAAGUCUCCACCGACAUCUACUUCAUGAGACAAACGAUCGGCAACGCGUGCGGCACGAUAGGAUUAAUUCACGCGGUGGCCAACAACCUGGCACGCCUGGAAUUUGAACCUAACUCUGUUCUGAAGAAGUUUCUGGAACUCACCUGCCAAAUGAGUCCGCAGGAAAGAAGCGCCUUCCUGGAGAACGAUGAGAGUAUACGUAUCACACAUGAAUCCAGUGCACAGGAGGGACAGACUGAGGCACCGAGCUUAGAUGAGAAAGUCAACCUUCACUUUAUAGCUUUUGUGAACGUCGGCGGGCAAUUGUACGAAUUAGAUGGGCGUAAACCUUUCCCCAUUCUUCACGGGAAAACUUCAGAAGAUACUCUCCUCGAGGACGCUUCGGAGGUUUGUAAGACCUUCAUGGCCCGGGACCCGCAGGAGGUCCGCUUCACCAUCAUCGCCCUCUCCAAAGAUUCUUACUGAGGUCAUCCCGUGAGCGAAGGGAACAUUUUUACUGCCAAAACAUUCUCAAGUGCUGACUUGAUCUGCGUCGUCAACCGAGCUCUGCUCCUGAUUCGUGGGAAGCUAAUGAACUUUUUUUCAAUUAAAACACAAAAAAACUCUUCCACUAAACACUUUGCCGCAGUUGGAUGAGAUUCUUCGGGAGGUGCUCCCCGCGCUGGCUUGUUAUUGCACUAAAAUGUUUACAUAAUUGAGCACAGUUUUCGGCCGCCACUGACGACGUCACGAAGCGCUUACUAAUCGAGCGCGUGUCCUUGCGAACGCUGCCGACGGUUUUUGUAAUCAUUUCAAACACUUGUCAAUUAAAAGCUCCAUGUCAUGGCUUUGUGUUAUGAUG